UAUUGUACUCUGCUGAAAUAGUAAAAUUUGUAUUAUUUUUAAGAAGUGUGUCUAGGAAAAUAUUGCCUGGUCGUUGUGUACAGACAUUUAGGACCGGGAAAACCUUCAUCAAGCGACGUGUAAGGAUGUCGCUGGUGGAUUUGGGCAAGCGGCUGCUGGAGGCUGCUAGAAAGGGACAGGAUGAUGAGGUCAGGACCCUAAUGGCCAACGGUGCCCCCUUCACCACCGACUGGUUGGGGACCUCACCCCUGCACCUGGCUGCCCAGUAUGGACAUUACUCCACCGCUGAGGUCCUCCUGAGGGCAGGUGUCAGCAGAGAUGCCCGAACAAAAGUGGACAGGACACCCCUGCAUAUGGCUGCCACAGAGGGCCACACCGUCAUUGUGGAGCUUCUGAUUAGGAGUGGAGCAGAUAUCAAUGCCAAAGACAUGCUGAAGAUGACGGCUCUCCACUGGGCCGCUCAACACGGCCAUCCCAAAGUGGCGGAGCUUCUACUGAAGCACGGUGCCGACGCCCAUGCCCUCAGCAAGUUUGACAAGACGCCUUUUGACAUCGCCGUGGACAUCCAACAUCCUGAACUUAUGCACUUACUACAGGAGAGUAUGCAGAACCAGGUGAAUAUGAAUGCAGAAACAGCCGUUACGAGUGUUACCGCCACUCCACAGUUUAUUAUCCAGGGCAUCCCGGGAAUUCAGGGGAGUGUAGUAAACAUAGCUGACCUCAUCAAGACCACCUCAGGUGAAACAGAAGAAGCCAUCGCGGCAAGUGCGUUGGACCCGGGCAUCCAGCAGGUGAUGAGCGAUGGAAGUCAAAGGGUCAUCACCAUAGUAACAGAUCAGCACGGCAACCUCCAAACAGGCGGGCUCGGCCAGUCGUUCUUUGUCACGAUGCCACACGGUCAGCAAGUGUUGGCAGUGCCAGCGAACCAGGUCACAGAGGAGGUGGUAGAGGAAGAGUUUGAGCCCCCUCCCGCACGCAAGAGGAAGAUCGAAGUCUCGUCCAAUCACACGGAAGCUGAGGACACAGAGCUUCUACAGCGGCAGUUGCAGGAGGCGAACCGGAAGGCUCAGGAAUACCGUCAGCAGCUCCUGCGUAAGGAACAGGAGGCUGAGCAGUACCGCAUGAAGCUGGAGGCCAUCGGGCAGAGCCAGACAAACGGAACCGCACCCCUGGGCCAGGAUGUGGUGCUGCAGGAGGAGGUCGCCUUGGAGGAACAAACCCAGAUGGAGGGAGGCGAAGAGGUUGUGCUCCUCUCCGAAGAUGGCAUCGUCAUCAAAUCGGAGGAAAUGGACUCCAUAGAGGAGCAGGUAACACUAGAGGAGACCACCACCGCUCAUACGGAAGCGAUUUCAUAACGGACACGGAGAACAUGGGACUUCAACAGUAAUGUGACUCA
Molecule: messenger RNA, 1396 nt
Organism: Chanos chanos (milkfish)
Lineage: Eukaryota; Metazoa; Chordata; Actinopteri; Gonorynchiformes; Chanidae
Gene: gabpb2a
Product: GA binding protein transcription factor subunit beta 2a
Exons: 8
Coding region: 126-1355 (409 amino acids)
Biological process (GO): positive regulation of transcription by RNA polymerase II
Cellular component (GO): nucleus
Molecular function (GO): protein binding; transcription cis-regulatory region binding
Source: RefSeq, a predicted model, not a curated record